CCCCCCUUCCCCAAAGAAAAAAUUCUAUAUCAAGUAUAGAUUAAAAAGAAAAGAAGGGGAAAGAGAAAGCACAGAGAGAAGAAAAAGCACAUUUAUAUUGAGUUAUAUUGCCUCUGCAUUUUCUCACCAAUGCAGAAUCUGUGUGGUUAAUAUGAAAGCAUUACAUUCUACAAUGGAAAAACUGUCAUCAUCUUCUUCAUAUCAUCUUCUUUUACUGAUGCUAUUCCUUGCUGUUCAUCCUUCAACUCAGCUGCAACCUUCCCAAUACCAGGUCCUCCUGCAAAUCCAGCAGCUCUUCAACUUCCCUUCAAAUUUAAGCAAUACCACAGAUUUUUGCAGCAUGGAACCAACCCCAUCUCUAAUCUUAUCUUGCUAUGAAGAUUAUAUAACCCAGCUCCACAUUACAGGCAAUAAUGGCGACUCUGAAGUUUCUAAAAUGUUACUGCCUGAAAGUUUCUCCACUGAUUCUUUCUUUAGUCUUCUUGCUUCUCUCUCAACCUUGAAAGUUCUCUCUUUGCCUUCUCUUGGUUUCAGAGGCCCACUGCCUGCAAGUCUUGCCAACUUAUCUUCACUGGAAAUACUCAAUGUAAGUUCAAACUACUUCAAUGGCCCCAUUCCUCAUCAGCUUUCUAAUUUAAAGAAUCUACAGACCUUGAUUCUUGACCACAAUGAGUUCACUGGUCAAGUUCCUGACUGGCUUAGCUCCCUUCCUUCUUUGGCUGUUUUGAGUCUGAAAAACAAUUUGCUUGCUGGGUCCCUGCCAAAUUCCAUGACAAAGUUGGAAAAUCUCCGAGUCCUUGAUGUUUCAAAUAAUGGAUUAACAGGAGAAGUGCCUGACCUUCACAACUUGACAAAUCUGCAGGUUCUUGAUUUAUAUGAUAAUGGUUUUGGACCUCAUUUCCCUAUUUUGCACAACAAAUUGGUGACUCUUUCUAUUAGAAAUAACAGCUUUGGGUUUGGUAUUCCAUCAGAGUUAGGGUCUUAUUAUCAGCUGAAGAAGCUGGAUAUUUCUUUGAAUGGGUUUGUUGGGCCAUUCUUGCCAUCUUUGUUCUCUCUACCUUCACUUACUCAUCUUGAUAUUUCUGGAAAUAAACUCACAGGAAUGCUCUUUGAAAACAUGUCCUGCAAUUCUCAACUCAGUUUUAUAAAUUUAUCAUCAAAUCUUCUCACCGGGGAGCUGCCAUCUUGUCUGAAAUCAACUGAUUCUUUGGGAAAGAUGGAUGUUGUGUAUGGUAAAAACUGUUUAUGGAAUGAAGAACAGGAGCAGAAUCCUCCUAGUUUUUGCCACAAGGAAGCUCUUGCAGUGGAGAUUUUGCCUCAUGAUCGGAAGCGCACUGGAAAACCAGUUCUUGCAUCAAGUAUGCUGGGAGGGACUAUUGGAGUAAUUGCAGUUGUUUGUUUAAUCUUCUUGGCUGUCAAAAAGAGAGGGAAGCAGUUUUGGAGGAAUUGCAGUCAUGUUAAGGGUGGUGUAAAAGUAACUUCCACAAGGUUAAUAUUGGAGAAAGUGUCAGCCAUAAACACAGCCAAGUUGCUCACUGAUGCCAGGUGUAUAUCACAGACAAUGAAGUUGGGAGCAAGCCUUCCUGCUUAUAGAACCUUUGCUCUAGAAGAGCUUAAAGAGGCUACAAAAAACUUCGAUGCUUCAAGUCUACUUAGAAAAGGUGCAAAUCAUGAGAGCUACAGAGGAAAGCUAAGUGAUGGAAGUUUAGUUGUCAUCAGAAAACUGAAAAUGAUUAAAAAGCGGAAUCCUUACAUGUACACCAGCCAUAUUGAAAAGAUUUCGAAGCUCAGAUACAACCAUUUGGUUAGUUCACUUGGACAUUGCUUUGAGUGCCUUCCAGAUGAUUCAGGAGUCAGCAACAUAUAUCUUAUUUUUGAGUUUGUCCCAAAUGGGACACUAAGAGACUGGACAUCUGGAGGAGGAUUCCAAGGACCAAAAUUUUCAUGGAAGCAAAGGAUAGCUGCUGCAAUUGAAGUUGCAAAGGGUGUCCAGUUCCUGCAUACAGGGCUUUUGCCAGGUGUAUUUUCAAAUAAUAUGAAGAUAACAGAUGUUCUGUUGGAUCAAAAUCUACAUGUAAAGAUCAGUAGCUAUAACCUUCCUCUUUUCGCGGGCAAUGGAGAAAUGGCAGUUGCAGCACCAAAAACAAGCCUUCGAGAAAGGUUCACCGUAGGGAAAGAUGACGAUGAUGAUAAGAAAGAUGUGUUUGACAUAGGAGUUAUCUUGCUUGAAAUCAUUGUGGGGAGGCCAAUCAUGUCCCAAAAUGAAGUUGUUGUGAUGAAAGAUCUUUUGCAGGUGGGCAUGAGUGCGGAUGCAACAGCACGGAGAAGUAUCAUUGAUCCAGCAAUGGUGAAGGAGUGCUCGGAUGAAUCGCUGAAGGUAGUGAUGGAGAUAUGCAUAGGGUGUGUUAAUGGUAAGGCAGGUGAUAGGCCUUCUGUUGAAGAUAUUGUUUGGAAUCUCCAGUUUGCAGCACAAGUUGAGGAUUCAUGGAGGGGUGACCACCAUAACAAUAUUCAACAUUCACCUGUCUCAUGUUUCUCUUCCCAAGAAGUGUAAUUUUCCUAGCUACUUUAUAAAUAGUACUUAUAAUCUCAAUUGAAUAGCAGUAGUGUAUAAGGUUAACUCACA
Molecule: messenger RNA, 2626 nt
Organism: Carica papaya (papaya)
Lineage: Eukaryota; Viridiplantae; Streptophyta; Magnoliopsida; Brassicales; Caricaceae
Product: putative inactive leucine-rich repeat receptor-like protein kinase At3g03770
Biological process (GO): protein phosphorylation
Molecular function (GO): ATP binding; protein binding; protein kinase activity
Source: RefSeq, a predicted model, not a curated record